Pieris brassicae (large cabbage white) is the source of this 1178-nucleotide messenger RNA. Its product is annotated as cilia- and flagella-associated protein 299-like. NCBI's taxonomy places the organism in Eukaryota, Metazoa, Arthropoda, Insecta, Lepidoptera, Pieridae. The transcript is spliced from 4 exons. Bases 86 to 796 code for a protein of 236 amino acids. The record is from RefSeq and is a predicted model, not a curated record.
UUAUAUGAUUAACAUUUGAAGAUAAAUUUACAAUAUUUACAUGAUUUUUAGAUAUAUAUACAAUUAAGACCAGGGUGUCAUAAGUAUGGCGGAGAAAAAGAACGAAUAUCCAGCGAGCGUGGAGGCCGACCGGCGGCUGUUGGAAUUUGAAACAUGGGAGGAUUAUUUAGAUUCACUCAUUGAAAUUGCUGACCUGCGGAACCUCAGAAGUAUACCCUCGGCCCGAACUAUCGCAGCAUUUGGUUAUAGGGCAAACGGUGACACAUUGCAAGAGAAAGAAUUCUACAAACGUCGGAAAGUUAUACAUGGUAUAGUCUACCCGACUGUGAAGCCUUAUGUACUGGUCAGUGAGGGUGCUGAUGAAGGUGAUGCAUUUAGUAGAGAACUGGCUGUAAGGGAGAGGGCAAAUAGAGUUGGAAUUCUUCAGUCGAUAAUUUUCAUUCGUCACUUCACUAAAGGCGGUUUUGAAAUUUCCGGCUACAUAGAUUACGCACAUCGGCUUAUUGUGGAAAAUUGGGCUCCAUUUUUUAAAGGAAACAAAAUGUUAUUGCCACGGGACAGUGAUCUUGGCUACUAUCAUUGGAGGCAUGGCACUGUGCGAAGCAAUAUCAGCAGGAAUUAUAAGCCCGUUAUGGACCCAGACCGUGGCCUUCUAUUCCAAAACCGUCAUGACCACAAAAUAAUCUGCCCAGACCCACAACAAGAUCCAGGCCAAAACACAAGCAAGCAACGAAUAUAUUCGCCUAAAUACACACACAUUGAAAUAUACGACCACGUCGUAAGGCGAAAGAGCUGAGUUAUAAUAUUUUAUUAUCAUAAUUCAUAUAUCCAUAUCAAAGGAAUAAGUUUGUAUGAUAUUCGAAAUUUGCUAUCAAAAAUAACAAAUAAAAACAAAAUAUUGUUGUUUUAUUCGCGAUGUUCACACGAUUGAGUUCACACACCUUUGCGUGAACUAUACGUGAAAUCGAGUAGUUAAUAGCGCAGCGUUUUGUGGAUUUAUUUGUUACGGAACACGAACCAUCGAAAAUAUUAGGCAUACAAUAUUUAGGUUCUAUUGAGCUGUCAUGAUAUGACAUUAUAGUAAUUAUGUCAGAUAACUACACUUAGACUAUCUGAAACUGUGCUGAGGACUCUUGACAUUUAAACAAUAUUUUGGCGUGAUUAAAAGACAUUUUAUA